CCUAGUAUAUUUCUCUUCAUCUGCCUCAUCAAUCAUUCAUUCAUUCUCUCUCUCAGCCUUAUCAAUGGCCUGCUCUCCAAAGUCAAAGCUCUUGUUCUUCUCUCUUUGCAUAUUCUUCUCCCUUUGUCUAUCCUUUAAUCCUAGCCAUCCAAAUAAAGUUGAUGUCCAUGAUCUCCUUCCUCUUUACAACCUUCCAAAAGGUCUUCUCCCAAACAAUGUAAAAUCCUACACUAUUUCCCCUAAAGACAACUCUUUUACUGUCCAACUAACACGCCCUUGUUACGUACAGUUCAAAGAUCAACUUGUUUACUAUGAAAAGGAUAUCAAAGGGAAAAUGAGUUAUGGGAAAGUCUCUGAUGUGUCUGGAAUACAAGCUAAGAAGGUGUUUGUAUGGGUAUCUGUAACAGGGAUUAGUGUUGAUGAAGAGUCUCAUAUGAUUGAGUUCCAUGUUGGGUUUUUGUCUGAGAAGUUGCCAGCUAAUGAAUUUGAGGAUAUUCCCACUUGUAAGAAUAAAGGGUGCCAAGAUUCUACCCUUGCUUCAAUAUGAUGAGGACAAACGGAGCUCUAAGGUGCUGUUAUACUUCUUAUGAAGAAUGAAAUGUUGACUUGGCUUCAGGAAAGUAACUCUUCACGCAUGUGGAGUCUAUGUACUAUUCUAAGUUUUCAUGUUCAUAGUAGUCGGAAUGUAUAAUUCAUGUUAUCUACACCAGAGGAAAUUCUUCCUUAAGGGACAUCUAUCUUUGGUGUCUAUUCUUCUUGGCUGACUAUUUCUUUCUUUCCUCUUUCCAAUAUAAAAUCUGCAAAUAGUAAAUAAAUAACAGAUUCUUUCUUUGA
Lycium barbarum (goji berry) is the source of this 834-nucleotide messenger RNA. RefSeq lists its product as uncharacterized. NCBI's taxonomy places the organism in Eukaryota, Viridiplantae, Streptophyta, Magnoliopsida, Solanales, Solanaceae. The transcript has 2 exons. The coding region runs from base 65 to 547 and encodes 160 amino acids. The record is from RefSeq and is a predicted model, not a curated record.